Oppia nitens is the source of this 8892-nucleotide messenger RNA. Its product is annotated as fatty acid synthase-like. The coding region runs from base 1 to 8892 and encodes 2963 amino acids. Gene Ontology annotation, cellular component: membrane. NCBI's taxonomy places the organism in Eukaryota, Metazoa, Arthropoda, Arachnida, Sarcoptiformes, Oppiidae. The transcript has 15 exons. The record is from RefSeq and is a predicted model, not a curated record. Gene Ontology annotation, molecular function: 3-oxoacyl-[acyl-carrier-protein] synthase activity; glutamate-gated receptor activity; fatty acid synthase activity. Gene Ontology annotation, biological process: fatty acid biosynthetic process.
AUGUUUUCACUGAAAUUUGUUAUAUCAAUAUUGGUAUGUCAUAUGGCAAUCAUAAACCUGGCAUCAGGUGUUGUGCUCAGGGGUAUCACUAUAAGGAAGUGGCCAUACGCCAACCAACUGGCCAAUGGACAGUUUGAGGGCUUCUGUAUCGAAUUGCUCAAUGAGAUUGCGGCCAUCACCCGACUGGCCUAUACAUUAGAGUUGGCCACUGGAAAUAAGGUGGGUGCCUUGCAUUCAAAUGGCACCAUUGAUGGCAUGAUUGGUCAGAUCUAUAGAAAUGAAACCGACUUUGCAAUUGCCGACAUACCAGUGCUUACACAACAUGAACGGCUCAUUGACUAUAGCUAUCCGUUCAUAAAGUUCGGGUUGAGUGCACUGAUCCGUAAAGACAUUGUCGGCCGUAUGAAAACAUUUGACGAUUUGGCCCAUCAGUCGCGCGUCGACUAUGGAGUGAAAAAAUACGGCUCACAUUUGCCGCUCAUUCAUCCGAGUUAUGUGGUCAGCAAAAUGUACGACUAUUGGGAUUAUAAUCCUAAUAGUUAUACGUUUGGCAGCGAUGAUGACGGUGUCAAACGAGUCAAGACAUCCAACUAUGCCUUCAUUACAGAUCAUCCGUUUAAUGAGUAUGUCGUCCAACGCGACUGUGAAUUGACUAUCAUCGAGGACAGGGUUAAGUAUUUUGAGUUUGGUUAUGCCAUUGCAAUGAGGAAAGGGUUUCCAUUCAAGAAUGUCGUUACCAAUGCUAUCAAACACUUGGAAAGCAUCGGAAAGUUAGCCAAAUUGAAGGACAAGUACUGGAAAACUGAUAAAUGUAAAAAUGAUUGGACUCAAAGUAAAGGGUUUGGUACUAAACGAGAUGAGUAUUAUUUGUCCGACAUUAGGAAUCACAUGAGAGGUAGGUCGACACRCUUGAGGACAGGAUCAGUACCCAAGCGUUUAGAUAGUACACGGAAACUGUGGCGUGAUGUCGGAAUAGGAUAUCCACUACAAACAAUUGAAACACUUUGUCGAGCAUCUGAUCCCAAAUACAGAUUGGAUAAUGAUAUUGUGGUCAGUGGUAUGAGUGGCCGAUAUCCCGAUUCCGAUUCGACCGAUGAGUUUGCUAAUAAUCUAUACAAUAGUGUUGAUAUGAUUACCGCCGAUGACAGACGUUGGCCGACAGACUUGUGGAAUAUGAAUCCCCGAAUGGGUAAACUUAAACACAUCGAUAAGUUUGACCACCAGUUCUUUGGUCUGACCAAAACUAUGAGCGGAAGUACUGAUCCACAGUCGAGGAUUGCUGUGGAGACAGCAUAUGAAGCCAUCAUUGAUGCUGGUAUAAAUCCACAAUCACUUCGUGGCUCAAAYACUGGUGUUUAUAUCGGCUACUCGUCGUUCGGUAUGCCCGACGGUCURCCGGAAAACGUUCAGCCGGACUGCGAGGCAAUUAUGGCCAACACYUUACUAUGGCUUCCCGGCGCUCAAAAGUGUUUGUACGCCAACCGUAUAUCAUAUGUGUUCGACUUUAAGGGUCCGUCGAUGAUCAUCGACACGGCCUGUUCAUCGAGUUUAGUGGCAUUCAAUACGGCUGUCAAUGAUUUGAGAUUAGGAAAGUGCGAUCAGGCUAUUGUUGGCGGCACUCAGGUAUGUUUGCAGCCAUUUUCAAAUCACAUAUUUCAAUCAUUGAGAAUGAACGCACCGGACGGCAUACCUAAGGUAUGGGACGAAAAAGCUGACGGAUUUGUUAGGGGAGAGACUGUCUGUUGCUUUUUCUUACAACGAAAGUCUGACUCAAAGCGCAUUUAUGCCACUAUUUUGAACAGUGGUGUCAACAUUGAUGGCUAUAAGAAGAGCGGUAUGUUUUUUCCGUCAUCCGAGAGUCAGGAAGAGCUCAUGACUCGUGUCUACAAAGAGGCUAAUAUUAAUCCAUUGGAUGUCAACUAUUUUGAGGCGCACGCGACCGGCACUAAGGUCGGUGACCCUCAAGAAGCUCAGGCCAUUUACAAUGCCUACUGCGGUAAACCUAAACGAGAGGGAGUACUACCAGUUGGCUUAUUAAAGAGCAAUAUCGGUCACGCGGAGGGCGCCUCMGGGGUUUCAUCUGUUACCAAAUUAUUGCUCGCCUAUGAAAAUGAAUGCAUUGCUCCGAGUCUUCAUUUGAAUACAAUUAAAGCUUCAAUAAAGGAGUUGUGUCCACCAUUACUACCGGUCACUGAAAAUAUGAAAUACACACCGGGCAUUGCUGGUGUCAAUAACUUUGGUGUGGGCGGUGUUAACGCAACAGUAUUAUUUGAGCCCAACUAUAAAGUGGCCGAUGAGGACAGUCUUAAGAUUGCUGACACUAUACCCAGAAUUAUCAACAUAUGCUGCAGAACUGAGACGACAUUAAAUGAAUAUUUCAAAUGGAUUGAAGACAACCCCCAGAAAGUCACCCGUGAUUUGUUGGCACUGUUGACCGAUAUUAUGCGAGUUGAACCAGAUAUUAAUUCAACGGGAUUUCCAUAUAGAGGCUCAAUAAUUAUUAAGAAAACUUGUGAUAAUAAGUAUGAMUAUAAGAAACAGUGGUCACUGUUUACAUUAAAAUCAAAACGACCCAUAUAUUUCCUAUUUCCUGGACUGGGAGGUCAAUGGGUAGGUAUGGCUAAGGCAUUGAUGCCAAUCAAGAUAUUUGCCGAUAAAAUAGAGGAAUGCCAUGAAAUACUCAAACCCUAUGACAUUGACUUAAAACAUCUGUUAUUAUCUGAUGACAACAACUCUAUGAACUCAAUGACCAAUAAAUUCUGUGCCACAACUGCUAUAGAGAUUGCAUUGUUUGAUGUGAUUAAUGCUUUGGAUAUAACACCCGACGGUAUUAUUGGACACUCAUUCGGUGAAAUAGCCGCUGCCUAUGCUGACGGAGCACUGACUGCUAAAGAGGCACUUUUGGUAACAUAUUAUAGAGGAGUUGUGACAGAAAGUGAUAAAAAGAUACCAAAGGGACUGAUGGCUGUGGUAGGGAUGUCAUGGAGUGAGGCAAAGAAAAUCUGUCCGAAAGGCGUGUCUGUUGUGUGUAACAAUGGUAAAGACACUGUUGUCAUAUCAGGUUUAUACAAAGAGACGAAACAAGUUGUCGACAAUUUGGCUAAAAARGCAGUAUUUGUACGUGAAUUGCAAAGUCAUGACAUCCCAUAUCAUAGCGAAUAUCUUAAGUCAUCAGCCGAUAGACUAACUCAACAACUAAGGAAAGUGGUUCCCAAUCCUAAACCGCGAUCAAAAAAGUGGAUCUCAACAGCACUUCUUGACUCUGAUCUCGAUGACGCACUUAAGAGUGCUUCGGCCGAGUAUUUCGUUCAUAACCUCAUUAGUCCCGUAUAUUUCUAUAAUAAAUUCAAGAAUAUUCCCUCCGAUGCUAUUGUUCUGGAGAUCGGACCGCACGGACUCUUCUCCAAAGCAGUUAAAGAAACUCUUGAAUCGGGAACUUAUGUAUCACUUAUGAGAAAAGACUCCAACGAUACAAAUCUCGAUAUGUUAUUGACAUCUUUAGCAAAACUUUAUGAAUUGGGUUUUAAUACAAAGAUUGAAUCUCUUUACCCGAAAGUUGAGUGGCCAGUGGCCCGAAACACACAAUCUAUCAGUUCAUUGAUGAAAUGGGAUCAUACGUACAGUCAUGAAGUGAGAUUAUGUCCCGACUAUUUCUUUAAGUCGACCGCUGCGGACAUGAAUUUUAUAUAUAAUCCGCAACAAAAUUUACAAAACUUUUAUCCGGAUCAUUGCAUUGAUGGCAAUGUAUUAUUUCCGGCAACUGGUUAUCUAAUGCUAGCGUGGCGUCGUAUGGCCGCACAGUUUGGCAAAUUAUGGAACCAAUUGCCGGUCAUCUUCGAGGACGUCCAGUUUCGGCGACCAAUUUUCUUGGCUGACACUGAAACCACAAAAAUUAUUAUUCAAUAUUUUGAAAAAACUGAUGAGUUCGUUAUCUUAGAGAGUGGUAACACGUGUUGUGUGGGAAAAAUUCGCACUUCAGAUGAAUACUCGUUGAGUCUGCAAAAUGUGUUGAUUGAGGCCGAAGAGGUCAGGGAUAAGGAGUUUGCGGUUACACUCACUGCUAAUGACAUCUAUAAAGAUAUGAAAGUCUUGGCCUACGAUUACAAACCAAAGUUUAGAAGAAUUCAAAAAAUGAAAACCAAUAACUUUGAACACAUCUAUGGAGAGAUCAGUUGGGAUGGAAAUUGGAUUACAUUUAUGGACUCAUUGUUUCAAACUAUGGCUGCCGCCAACUCUUUCCGCAAAAUGAUGGUUCCGGUGAUGAUUAAGUCAUUGCGUUGCGAUCCUAAAGCACUUUUUGAUGGUGUGGCUAAACAUAGACAACAAUUAGUCAAAGAAAAUGCCAAUAUUGAAGAACAGAUGACUGAAACAAAUCUCGAUAAUGUCUUAGAAAAUGAGAUAAAUGCAGACAAAGUGGAGGUCGAGGGUCUACUCAAUACUGAUCACACCGACUAUAUGGAAGAGUAUUUAGGAAAAGACUAUCAUAUCUAUCCAUCAAUUGUUCCAUAUUAUGUCGAUUUAACCACAAGAAUGGUUGUCACAUAUGGCGUAGAAAUUGAAGAACUGAUGGCUCUUCCUAUUCCUCAUAGAUCUCAAACACAAGACAUUAAAUUAGAGUCCUAUCAAUUCGUGCCAAAUGAUAAUAACAUUGCCAUCGAUGAGAGUGAUAAACAAUCUGUUAGAGAGUAUAUUAAAGUUUGUUCAUCACUUGCCAACCAAAUUAAGCAAACAAUCGGAUCUAAUAAUGAAAAACAAGAAACAAAUAUAAAUAAGGAUUUGUUAGAUAAGUAUUUAUCAAAUAUGAAAGACAAUCAUAUUAUGCUUAAAACACUCAACGAGUUAUAUAAGGGAUGUUUGGAUGAAAAUUGUAAUAUCGAUACAAAUGAAGUGUUAACUGAAUUGCAAAACAAUAAAGAAUACGACAUGUCUUUGGAUGUCAUCAAUGAUAUCUCGAAGAAUGAACAUUUGAUUCGUGCUUUUGUUGAUAUUGUCAGUGAAAGUAUUGUACCGAARAAAGAGAUAAAUGUCGUGGAAAUAAAUUUAUCACGAAAUUUAUUGGUUGAAAAAAUCGACAACCAAUUGGCCACUUCUCAUAUUUAUCCCAUUGAUGUCAACUAUACAGUCGCUGUUCAAUCAGCAGACAAUAUAAGUGAAGAACUUAAGAAAGAGUGUGCAAUGAAAGUGAUUGAUUGGAAUUACAAGAAAUCAGUGUUUCCUCGAGAGAUCAGUUCAACCAAUUUGAUUGUCUUCAAUGAUUCACUAGAGUUAUGGGAAAUAGACUGCGAAAAUCAGAUUCAAGAUAUGUAUGAUGUUAUCACUGAUAAAGGUUUCCUAUUGUGUGUCUUUAAGUAUCAAUUCACUGAACCGGAACUGAUCUUAAAGCAAAUUAAUGGUAAGAAAAUGUUACAAAAUAUCGAUUUAGAAAAACGUAUCAAUGAUUUCAUUAAAAUCGCUCAAUCGGUUGGUUUCAAUAUAAUUGGUCGCAAAUGCGAUACAAUUGGAUCAAUGGCUGUGUUGUUUAGAAAAUUAUUUAAUGAACCAAAAGUUCCCAAAAAUGAUUUUAUUAUUGAAAUCAAUUCAAAUACAGAGAAGUGGUUUGAAAAUCUAAAAACAAAAUUAGUUGAAAUCAAAGAAAGUGAAUCAAAUGACGAUAACCUUUGGCUAAUAGCCAGCAAAUCGCCAAACAAUGGUAUCGUUGGUCUCGUUAAUUGUCUUCGUCUGGAACCGGGAGGUGAUAGGCUUCGAUGUCUUUUUGAUUACAACCAUUUGGCCAAUUCUGUCAACUUUCAAGAGAAMCCGUUUUCUGAUAUUUUAUCAAAUGAUUUGCCAAUAAAUGUGCUAAAACACGGAAAGGUUGGCACUUAUAGACACUUGAAUUUCAAUAAAGACAACGGAAAAGUAGUAUCCAAUGAGUAUUACUUAAAUGUGGCACAAAAUCGUGAUUUGGGAUCAAUUCAAUUGUAUGACAUGAAACAGUUGGUCGCACCCAAAGUCAGCUACAAUAUAAUGAACAACUCACUGACAAAUGUUUGCUGUAAUAUUUAUARCACUGGUAUGAACUUCAGGGAUGUUAUGGUCGCUACAGGACGGGUAUCUUCUGGACCGCAGAUGUUGUUCACUGAUUGUUGCAUUGGAUUGGAGUUUGCCGGCCGUCGUGUGGACACUGGAGAAAGGGUUUGUGGUGUUUCCACUCGUUGUUUUGCCACAUCUAUCGAUAUCGCCGAAGAUUAUAUAACUCGUAUCCCUGACCACUGGUCAAUGGAUGACGCGGCAACCAUUUUGUCCACAUACAGCACAUUAUGGUACGGACUCAUUGAAAGAGCUAAUUUGAAGAAAGGAGAGUCCGUUUUGAUACAUUCAGGUGCUGGAGGUGUGGGACAGUCGGCAAUUAGUAUCUGUCAAUACUAUGGCUGCGAUAUAUUUGUUACGGUUGGAACUGACGACAAACGAAAGUUUUUGAUUGAAACGUUUAAUAUACCGGAAAACAGAAUAUUCAGUUCAAGAAAUACUCAAUUUAAGUACAAAAUCAAAGAAUUGACAAAAGGAAAGGGAGUAAACAUUGUCAUCAACUCAUUGACUGGCGAUAAAUUGGAGGCCAGCUAUGACUGUGUCGCCGAUAGCGGAAGAUUCAUAGAGAUAGGCAAAUAUGAUCUUCAAAUGAAUAAACAAUUGGGAAUGUUUUCAUUUCUAAGAGAUAUAUCAUUUAUUGGUGUAUCCAUUGAUAGACCAAUGUUUACACAACACGGCUUUUUGAAGAUGUUUUUUGAUUGGUUGCACCAAAACGCCAACAAUGGUAUGAUAAGACCCGUCACUAAAAACAUUUUUUCGAUAGAAGAGGCAGAAAAGGCAUUCCGUUUUAUGACUACAGGUAAACAUAUGGGAAAAAUAAUUAUUAAGAUUAGAGACGAAGAAAACAACUUAAUUGUGAAAGAAGGAUACAAUCUUCCGAAGAGUCUAUUGGUUACGAAAAAGACUUAUUUUAAUCCAAACAAAACUUAUAUCAUUACCGGAGGUUUGGGUGGCUUUGGUCUUGAGUUAGUUCAUUGGAUGUUGUUUUUAGGCGCUCACAAGUUUGUAUUGACAUCAAGAUAUGGCGUCAAAACUGAUUACCAAAAGUUUGUUUUGGAAAGACUGAAAGCAUUAGGAAAUCAGUUUAAAUUAUUUGAUACACAGAUUGUUGUGUCAACUCAUGACACUAAUACUAUUGAAGGCACUAAACAAUUGAUAGAUGAAUCACAAAAAUUGGGACCAAUUGGCGGUGUCUUUCACUUAUCUCUCGUACUCAACGACUGUCUUCUCGAAAACCAUACUUUUGAUAAAUUUCAGGAAACUAUUGAUUCCAAGACUAAGGCUUUUGAGAACUUGGAUCGCAUUUCACGUGAAUUGAGUAUAGAUUUAGACUAUUUUGUUGUCUUCUCAUCCGUCGCUUGUGGUAAAGGAAAUGCCGGACAAUCCAACUAUGGAUACGCAAACUCUGUCUGUGAGCGUAUCUGCGAGUCUCGACGUAGAGAUGGACUGCACGGUCUGGCCAUUCAAUGGGGACCUAUCGGUGAUGUCGGUGUGUUGGCUGACUCUGAUAUCAACACUACUUUGGCUGCUGUCGUCAAACAGAGAUUGUAUUCCUGUAUGGAAACUAUGGAUAAGUUGCUUCAAUCAGAUAGAGCUGUAGUCUCAUGUCUAGUGAGAGCCAAGAGAACCAUAACAUCGGGAAGUAAAGAAUCAAAACUUGUUCAACAAGUUUGGAUAGCUUUAGGUAUCGAUCCCAAGACUACUCCCAAUCACUUGACAUUAGGUGAGAUCGGUAUGGAGUCUAUGUUUGCAGUGGAACUACAACAGGGAAUGGAAAGAGAGUAUAAUAUAAAAGUCACUUUGAAUGACAUCAAGAAUAUCACAAUAGGAAUGAUGAAAGAGUUUGAAAACGGAAAGGUAGACGAAAUGAAAAGUUUUGCCGAAGACCUGAAAAAAUGUAGAGAAAGAUUAACUAAAACCAAGUUUAUUAUACCUACCGAUUCCUAUACUCGACUUAAUAAUGUCAUGACUGGCAAACCCAUCUACUUCUUGCCCACACUCGAAGGUAUAUUUUCUUCACUUCAACCAUUGGCUGAUAAACUCAAUCGACCGGUCAUUGGACUCAAUUGGACUAAAGAAAUGAAUAGUUUGAAUGAUAUGAAAGAGAUAAACAAUUAUUACAUGAAUAUUAUGAACACACUCGAGCCUAAAGGCAAUUAUGAUAUAUUUGGUUACUUAUACGGAGCACUUAUAGCCGUAAAAAUGAUACGAAAAGCAUCGAUACGUAAGGCUGUUAUACUCGACACGAUGUCCAACCUUAACAUCACUGAUGAGAUGCUAAACGAAGACUUCUUGUUGGAUAUGAUCGUAACAAUGAUGACUAAAGACAUGCCGGCUGUUGUUAAGUUGAAAAUCAUGAGAGAUAUGUCUACUAAACCAGACUUGCCAUCAAAGUUGGAACAAAUAUCGUCGUCUAUUAAAGAGUUUUGUGGUAAAAGUCUUGUUAGUCGAGACUUGGAUGAGAUUUUGUUGACGUCAUACAAACGCGCAAAACUAUAUCAAACACACCGAUUGAAUAUGAAAAACAAAAUCAAAAAAUUAAAGUUUAAUAUCGGAUCAAAGUUUAUGAAAAUAACGGGAAAAGUUUUGCUCAUUAAAAUGUUUGAUAACUCGUUGGACAACACAAAUGAUGAAACAAUGGAUCAAAUAGAAAACACACACUUUUUACCAGAAAAUGAUACCAAUGAUAAUAUCAAUAUCAAGACAAUAGACUACAAAGAAACCAUUGAUAAUGACUGGGCAACUGAUAAAAUAUGGCCGAAACUAUCAACACAUACCUGUCCAAAAAGUAGUUAUCACACCUACUGUAUACAUACAUUAUAG